This is a messenger RNA of Spodoptera frugiperda (fall armyworm), 5041 nucleotides long. Its product is annotated as voltage-dependent calcium channel subunit alpha-2/delta-3. The record is from RefSeq and is a predicted model, not a curated record. The coding region runs from base 576 to 4553 and encodes 1325 amino acids. Lineage: Eukaryota; Metazoa; Arthropoda; Insecta; Lepidoptera; Noctuidae. The transcript is spliced from 26 exons. Gene Ontology annotation, cellular component: voltage-gated calcium channel complex. Gene Ontology annotation, molecular function: voltage-gated calcium channel activity.
UGAAGAAAAUAAAAUAGCGGGUUAUUUCAAACAUAGUGCCCACAUAUGUACACUUACAAUCUUGAAAUAAUGCUUCUAUACAUAUAAAAAUAAUAUAUAAUUUAAUCUUUCAAAUAAAAAAAAGUAACUGCUUGAUGCCACAGGAUCCCUAGACUGCAUUGGAAUAAAUUAAUACUUUAAGUUAUCGUGUAACUAGUCAUCGUAUUUGAGCAUUGUCUAGUGUGAGCGAGUGUCCAGUGGAGCCGGACCAACAUGCUGCCACGCAUUUUUAUCUUCAAUAUAAUCUGACAGUUUAUAAUAUGCCUGUUUACACAGUUCACGCUUUAUACAAGAUUUAAAUUUCUUCUCGUUCAGAUUCAGUAUGUUAUACAGGUCAUUAGUCUACAUGUUUCGAGUCAGGUUAAGACACUGUAUGACUGGGAUAGAGCCAAAUGGGGUGCGUGGCGCCAGGAUGUCGGGAGCCGUCGCGGCGACGCGCCGUCGAUGGAGGCUGCACAGUGCUCGUUGGGCGCGCGGCCCGCCCGCCCAUACACCCGCGAUAACAAGGCUACCUAUCCAACGUUCACGAUACAACCAUGAAAAUUAACUUUAUAAUCCUCAUAACUUUCAUACACUAUUCACAAACUAUAAAAGUUAAAUCCAAAAACGUAACAACAAAUAAAUCUGACGAUGCCAUUAAAAAGUAUUUGGAAAAACAUGAAGAAGUCUUGCUAGAAGUUACUAAAAAUAAAAGUGAAGUUAAACCUGUAACAAUCACUAACGUAGUUAAUGCUAAAAUUGUGCCCGUUGCAGCCAAGAAAGCGAAAGCGCCUCCCAAAAUGAUACCACCAGACAUAAUUCAAGACUGGGCAAAUGAGAUUUCGCAAAAAUUGUACGAAAACGAAGCGAUCGUGGUGCGUAGAGAAGUGCUUCUGAAAAGUUUUUCUGAUAUUAAAAUAGAAAUACGCAACGGUACUGCGAUUGUUCACAAAAUGGCUGAAGAUUUAGAAGAAUUGUUAUCGAGGCGCGCUCAUGCUGCUGAAGAAAUAAUGCGACGGGCAGAGGAGUUAGCAACAAUGGAAGCUGAACCAGAUGACAGCUACACUUUCGAUUACAGCGUAAAUUUAGAUCAAGUAAAGAAGAAGAUUGAGAGAAGCGAAUUAGAAGAGAAUCAAGAACCACUCAGCUGUAGAAAUCUGCGUAAAAUCAAGCUCAAGAACAGUAAACAUUUCGAUGCUGACGUAUCGUUAGACUACUCGAGUGUCCAUGUUUCGGCAGAAGUUUUUGAUUGUGCUCCGAAUGUAAAGGAACACCUCUUUUGGUCUGAAGGCUUGCUUUCAACAUUUCAAAAAAACUAUGCUCAAGAUUCAUCCAUGGACUUUCAAUAUUUUUGUAGCGCUCAAGGAUUUCUGAGGCACUAUCCUGCCGCAUUAUGGGAAAGCAUGUAUAAGUUGAAAUACACUGACAAAGACUCAGAUAAAGUGUAUGACUGUAGACUACGGCCCUGGUACGUGAGUGCAGGCGGCGCUCCACGUGAUGUUUUAAUACUUCUCGAUGCAUCCGGAUCUAUGGAGAACUCCUCGAACCAAGUCAUCGCUGAACAGUUCACACUGGCACUGCUCAGCGCUCUUACAGACGAUGACAGAGUUAACGUGCUACGUUUCAAUGUUAUCAUAGAAUCACCUAUUAGCUGUUUCAAUGAAAAACUAGUUUCAGCAAAUCAUGUCAACACGGCUGCAAUGAUGGCAGCCAUGAAUAACUAUAAAAUGACAAAUGAAACUUUAAUGGCCGACGUUUUAGAAGCUGCAACAAGACUUUUACAACGGCAACGUUCGACGCCAGACCGGCCGAGAGCCUGUCAGCAAGCAAUCGUGUUACUGACAGACAGUCUCUACGACAACUAUACACAUUUGAUGAAACAUCUCGACCCUGGGGGAAAUAUUAGAGUGUUCGUGAUGUGGCUGCACGAUGUCUUUGGUCUCCGGGACAACACACGCACCUAUGGAGAAGGUCUCAGCUGCGAACGUGAUGGUUAUUUCGCGGAGCUCAUCACACCGUUUGACGUCACACAGCAAGUCCUAAAAAUCCUACAAGUUCUGGAGCGCCCUCUAGUCUCGCAGAGGAAUCAAAGGCUGACAGUAUUCAGUGACGUCUACGCUCAUGUUGAGGAUCCUAGGAGAGGCGAGUUGUACUGGAGAGCCAAGGAGAAUAACGAACAGUUGAACAGAUAUAGAGACUUGAGACGAAACAAAAAGCAGUUGCUCAAUAGCACACAACUUUACAAAGAUUGGAUGUACCAAGUUAAUUAUAAUAGGUACGGACAUUACUAUGAAGGGGAGGACUUGAAUUAUAGAUUGCAGAUCAGCGUUUCGGUUCCAGUGUUCGAUUAUAUUACUAGCGAAAACAUAACUAAGAAACUUGAUGAGGAAAAACAAAGGAAUUCUACUAGAACAUACCCGGUUAACCGACUUCUUGGAGUGGCAGGAGUAGACAUCCCCAUCGAUCAUUUGAAACUCAUACUCCCUUAUCACCAGAUUGGUGCCGGGGGAUCUCUAAUCCUGGCGGAUCACCGGGGCAAUAUAGUCAUACACGAUAAUGUACGGCACACAUUCGAUGGCGACAUUUUGAAACCCGGAUAUCGCACCGUUGACCUCCUGGACCUAGAACAACCAGCUGAAAAUCAUAAACCGAGGUAUUAUCCCGAGGAAUGGUUGAAGUUCCGUAGGACGCUGAUAAUAGAUAAAGACAGCGGUAAUAUUACGAUGUACGGUAAAGGUAUUUAUGAUGACGGAAUGAGAGCUAUUUUGGAAAAGCGACAAUACUACUGGAAGAGAGUUCUAAACCAUUACACAGCGAUAGUGGUGCUACCGCUCAACAAUAGAGUGCACGCCGUCCCCGACGCCAGCUUCACCAGGGAACUCGCUGCUGAGGCAUGGAAAUCCCUGUCCAGGACGGACUACGCAGUGAAUCCUGAUUGGUUGUACUGUCGCCACAUCGAGCCACACUUCGAGACACGUGAGGCGGAGGUGCGUCACUUCGUGAAGCGUCGCAGCGACGAGGCGAACUUCCCUAUGCAAAAACUGAAGUACCUCUUCAGCCCGAUACCACCUUCUCUAUUCGAGAAGACUUAUCAAUGUAAUGAGGACCUGAUGGCUAAAUUCUGCAAGGAAGCUAUCGCGACGGACCAGUGGGCGCGCGAGCACGAAGAGCCGGACACAGAGAGAGAUUGUUCCACCUGCGAGCUGGGUUCCACCACCGCAUUCUUUGCCAGUGAGAGUGGUCUAACCCGUUGGCAACAGUACCACGCGACGAGUGCGCACGCGCUGCCCCCGUCGGGCGCGUGGUGGCCGCGCGGCCCCGCGGAGUCCUGGUACCGGCGCGCCGCCGCCUCGCCGGGCACGCUCAUCAUACACGCUCCUGUAGAACCUAUUGGAAAGAUGCGCAUUUCGAAAACACGACCACCGCCUUACACCAUACGAUCCGAAUGGCUGACUGCAGCACGGACGCUGGGCUCCGCAGAGCACGGCAUGAUCGGAGUAGCGGGGUACCACUUCCAUCCACAACACCUCAUCGAUCUACUAGAAUCUGUUACAAACUUCCCAUGUCCUGAGUGUGAAGAUUACCGAGCUCGCUGCGAUGGAGUGACCUGGUCAUGUGUGCUGAUAGACGAGUAUGGUUGGAUAGUGGCCAGGGAGGGCCGCAACCUCACCGGGGAGCCUGAUGAACCUCUGCGAGAACACUUUGCCUCCGUCUACCCAAUGGCCAUGAAAGCGUUACUCAAUGCCAGCGUGUUUGAAAUGAACUGGAUACACGACUACCAAGGAGUUUGUUUCCCACCAGAAGAGGAGCCUUUAAAUUCCGCCAUGACUGUGGUGCCGUCCAUACUAAGGUCAAUAUGGCGGUCAGUAGGCAUUAUACUUCGAGUUACUCAGGAGAUGGUCACUCUCAUCACUAUACUUAGUACUAGUUGUGUAACACUAGUGUCGGGGGACACAGAGCAAGAGAAACAGAAACGCAAGAAGCGACUGUGGCGAGACUACGAACGUGAGAAGUAUGAGACGUUGUAUGACGAUCGUGUACUCGUCAAUAGAACGAGAUUCGCUGCCUGUGACAGAUCUAGGGUGCUCUAUCUUUUACAGAACACCACAAGAGCGCAAGAAGCUCUGAAGCGAGCUCCGAAGCCAUGCAGUUGGCCUCUAGUAGCGGCGCGGGUACCAAAGACCAAUCUGCUGUUGGUGGCUGUGUAUAACGAUUGCCCGUUCAGGGGCAAACCCGUCAAUGACCCUCUUAUUAAUGAACAGUACCUGGAAGUGGACCCCGACAUAAAAGGGUUCCGACAGAGUUCAGCGAGCAAGUUGGCGUGUUGGCGCAACCGAGUGCCGCUACCGUCGCGUCCGCCGCAUGUCAAGUGCUACCAUCAUAACUACGCACGCGAAGCAGGCUACAGGCAAUGCGGUCCCUGGCUACCCGACCCUGAGGAAGAAGACGCAGCUUCCAACAUCACAGCAUCGAACACAAUGCUCUCUAUCAUACUCAUCAUGUUUCUCAUCAAACAACUACAUCUACUGCUAUAAAACAAACAAAUAAAACAACGCCAACACAUUUCCAUUAACUUGUUUAUUUCAUAAUUUAAAACAAAGAUAUUUGGUUCGGAAAUUAUUGUAAUACUGGAGACCUGCAAACAUCACUAAAUUAAUGACGCCUGUUCAAUAAUCUCUUUUUAAAAUUUAAUUCAAUUGAAUGAUUGAAUAAAUGGAAUGUUAACAAAUCGGUCUAAGCUGUUCAUGUUCACUGAAGAUUUGUAUGCCAUCCACGAUGUUACUGUAAAAUCAAAAUAAUCGAUUAUCUUAGUCAUCGAUAUAUUUAAUCGAUAGUUAGCGCAUCAGUGAACAAUCACAGCUAUCUUCCGGAAACGAUAAUUAUGAGUUACAUUUUUUAAUAAAUUAGACGAAAACAUUAUAACUAUUCAUGCCUAUCUAAUAAAUGAAACACGUUAAUGAAAAGUUACUCUCGAAUUUAUUGCUUGUUGCGUCUGAAAUGUGAAAUAAAUAUUAUUAAAUCA